Messenger RNA from Schistosoma rodhaini, 204 nucleotides. The record is from the annotation of a GenBank genome assembly. Lineage: Eukaryota; Metazoa; Platyhelminthes; Trematoda; Strigeidida; Schistosomatidae.
AUGAUGUGUGUAACUGAAGGCAUUAGGUCGUUUUUAACACCAGAGGCAUUUUUUAAGAAAUCAUCAAACAAAUCUUGGACAACGAAGAACCAACUGUGGCCUUGGCGUCGGUCAGACUGUUACUUGGAUUGUACGGUAUCGGUUGGUGUUUCUUUUAUUUUAAGUAGUGACUCAAAUACUAGCUUACUUACAAGGAGCUUAUAG